This is a messenger RNA of Cylas formicarius (sweet potato weevil), 1046 nucleotides long. RefSeq lists its product as uncharacterized. The record is from RefSeq and is a predicted model, not a curated record. The transcript has 4 exons. NCBI's taxonomy places the organism in Eukaryota, Metazoa, Arthropoda, Insecta, Coleoptera, Brentidae. Bases 15 to 1022 code for a protein of 335 amino acids.
UUUCUUGCAACGUUAUGCUUCGUUCAGAUCCCAAUAUACCGAUUUUUGUUUCGCGCGUACAUACAGGGCGAAAUUUGCCGUUGCUUGUAAUUAUGCAAUUAUUUUAUUGGAUACUAGGACUCGUAUGGUUCAGUCCGUGUUCGGCUCAGCUAUUAUUCUAUACGCCUCCACCUCAUAUUUUCACGCCCUUUGUACCGAACGUCUAUUAUCAACCUUCCCAGUACCUUCAACAACCAGUUCUACCUGAAACUUAUCAUGUUCCAAGCUUAAACUAUCACUCUCAACACUCGGAGCAACAAUAUUUACCGCAGACUCAAAGGGUGAUCUCAAAAACUCAACCUUUGAGAUCGGACGAACCAAGUAACAGUUACAAAGGGUUCGGAUAUCACACCAAAUAUGAUGACGGUGCUACUUCUUCAGUAGUAUUUUUCACUGGUGGAAUUCCCGAGCCCAAUAUAGCUAACAAUGGCCAAAGAAAAGAGAUCAUUACGGUCGCUUCCGACGGCAUAGACCCGCAAGUGCCGAAAGGAAUCGAAGAUACAAUUAACGAAAUAUUUGCUAACCCUACCGCCAUCCGAGGAAGAUCGGCUCAAGGUUUGGAGUUGGGGAAGCCAUUUUCUCCAUUCACGCCCCUUAUUGAAGCGUUCAUAAAAAAUCCGUACUCGUCGUCCCAAGUAUUCCACUUUUAUUCCCUACCCGAGGUUACCAAUUCUAUUGAAUCGCGUUCGUUAGUCGAUAAUGGCCGUAUCGCCACUGAGAAGAACAGUGAAGUUGGAACUCCCACCACGGAAAAGCCUGACAAAGACGAAGGCAAUACAACUGCUAAAUCCGAUGAAGUAUCGCAUACACCUACAACCUUAGAAAAGAAUUCACAAAUGGAACCAAUUUCAUCUACCACAGUAAGCGGUAACGAAGUUACGGAUGGAAUGAUGGAAAUAGAAAAAAUAGACGCCACUGAUGCGGAAAUUCAAACGACAACUACCGACGAUUUUGAAACAACAGUAACUGAUGCAAUUUCCUAGCUAGCAAAUUGAAGAGGUUUAAAU